Messenger RNA from Orcinus orca (killer whale), 3284 nucleotides. It is a transcript of the gene SST, whose product is annotated as somatostatin. Gene Ontology annotation, cellular component: extracellular region. Lineage: Eukaryota; Metazoa; Chordata; Mammalia; Artiodactyla; Delphinidae. The record is from RefSeq and is a predicted model, not a curated record. Gene Ontology annotation, biological process: regulation of cell migration. The transcript has 2 exons. Bases 2779 to 3129 code for a protein of 116 amino acids. Gene Ontology annotation, molecular function: hormone activity.
AAGAUCAUGAGUAUUUGUUUUUAAAUACCAAAUCAUUCCAUUUACAUAAAGUUCAGAAACAGUCACAACUAACUUAUCAUGAGAGACAUCAGAAGAGUACUUGCCUCUUGAGGAGAAAUGGACUGAAACGGGGCACUCAGAAACUUUGAAGGUGAUGAAAUAUUCUAUAUCUUCAUUCGCACGUUGGCUUCAUAGGUUUAUAGGGGUGUCAAGACUCACUGAACUGUACACUUAAGACCUUUGCAUUUUACUGUAUAUAAAUUAGACUGAAAUAGACUGACUGAACUGAAAUGUUUUCCUUGUAAGUUCCGAUAUUGCAUUGUAUGUUGCAUUUUCUUUGUUCCUGAAAAAUAUGGAACGCUUCAAGACUUUCUGUGUCAUCCUUGCUCAGGGGCCAUGCUAAUCUUCUCUGUAUCGUUCCAAUUUUAGUAUAUGUGCUGCUGAAGCGAGCACCAUGAGUAUUUUUUAUGAGAAAUAGCUGAGAAGGAAAGAGGGAGUAAUGGAAGGAGGGGCUUAAGAGAGGAAGAGACUAGAGGCAGAGACUGGGAUAGAUAUUGGGUAGGCAGAAUGGGAAGGGAGGGAGAUGUGCAGAGAAGGCAGAAGGAAGCCAGAUAGAACCAGACCAAAGUCAGAAAAUGACUGGGGAGAGGGAAGUACAACAGAGAGGAUUGAGGAUAGGGAGUGGGGAAAGAAAGUAAAUAGGGGAUUGAAUAAGGAAGAUUUGGAGAGAGAAAUUCAGAGAAAGGUUUGGGAAAGGAGAAAGAGGAAAAAUGAGGAUAAAGAUGUGGAAGGAGAAGAGCAGGCACCUGGGGAGAGAAGUAGAAUAGAGCAAGACGGAGGGGCUACUAUUUGUUCUUUGGCUCGCUCCUGUUUUAGGAAAAUUCUUCUCUACUCAAUGGGGCUGCCAAGGGCAAGCCUUGAGUGGAAGAGAUGUGAGAUCAUUUGAGGGUGCCUUGGGACAGUUGGGUUGACAUAACUAGACUCUGAACCCGCAGCUAGAGGCCUAGGAGGGUUCCAGGAUAUAUAGAGAAAAUAACAUGCAUUGUGUUCUGCAGUCUGAGAUCCAUUGCUCUCCCAGACUAUUCCAACACAUGUGAGUGACUUUUUAAUGCCUUACUUGUUCUAAGCCUUGUCUGGACUCACCAAGCCCCGGAAGCUUUAGCACUCCUUGCUGUGCCUUCUCUUAUUGCUCUAGCUUACAGACACAAAAAGAAAAGUGACAAUUAUUCAAGCCAUUCAGGACACCUCCCAACCCCUCCUGCCUCUCAACACUGUGGUCUUGGUCUAAGUAUUGAGAAUACAUAUGUGAUGCCUGGCUGGUGACAGGAUUAGUCAAGUUCUCUGCUUCACUUGGUUUCUGAAGAUACAGGAAUUUUUUUCAGCUCUUAUGAACUUGAAGCUUAUAAAAUGCCAGCCCUUGAAGAGCCUGCAGGGAUCAUCUGGUCCGUGCUAGGACAUUAGCUGGCCAUUCCUUGAUAAGGAAUUAUUCUGGGGGAAAAAAAAGAAAAGGAAAAGCUACCAGAACUCUGAUCAGGACAGCAAACAUCUAACUAGACCACAACCAGAAUUCCACAACAGCAUGUCUCAAACUUCCUUUUUAUUUGUGUGGGGAGUAGGGGAGCACUCUUGACGCUUUCUUCACACAGAGGCUUACAAUAACGGUCACUUACAUUCAAGGGAUUCCUGAACUUCUGUAUGUCCACACUGGGAGUCCCUGACCUAAAAUGGCUACAACUAGCCAGGAAUCCAUUAGAAAACUCAGAGUUGAGUGAAAAGAAUCCUAGUUUGGAAUGUGGAGGUCUGGUCCUUGCUCCAGCUGUGUACUGUGUGAGCCAGAGAAUUUCACUGCCCAUUUCUAGGCUCAGUGACUCAAACUCUGAAGUUUAGUAGAUGUUUUCUGAGAUUUCUUUCUAGUUCCAAGUUUCUAGCACCAAAAUGAAGUCAAUCUGACUUUUUUUUCCUUUAGCAUUUUUUGUCACAGUCGAAUGGCAAGCAGACUACAAGUGUCUCUGCUGCUGAGAAAGAGGGAUGGAGGGUGAGUUUAAGGUACUCUUCCAUUAUAAGGAAAAGGGAAGUUCUUUUAGAGCCGCAUUACAUCUUAAUCUACAAGACUCUUUACAGAGUUAAUGGAGAAAGGUGACUUAGUCUUUCUAAAAUCCACACUCCAUUUUCAAAUCUGUUCUUAGAGGAAUGCUUAUGACAUUCACUGUCACAAAGAAUGCUUGUAACCAUCUCCACUUGUCACACUCACACUUUUGCAUUUGGUUCUCCUAAAAUGUUUGAGCAUGAUGAUGGAUAGAAUUGUCUGGGUACAUUUAUGUGUAUGCGGCUGAGUGUGGUAGUGCAUUUGCUUCUCCAGGGGCUGAGUGUUUGAGUGUGUGUAAUUAAGUGUGCACAUGUGUGAGUGAAAUUAUAGAAUGUGUAUGUGUGUAGCACUGAGUGACUAUAAAAAGAUUGUGUAGAUGGUGUGACGUGUGGAAUCGUGUGUGCCUGUGCCUGUGCAGGAUUUAAUUUUUUUAAAUAAGCCACUUUUGAUUGUGUACCCUCCUCUCACUUCUGUGAUUGAUUUCACGAGGGUAAUGGUGCGUAAAAGCGCUGGUGAGAUCUGGGGGCGCCUCCUAGUCUGACGUCAGAGAGAGAGUUUAAAAAGGGGGAGACGGAGGAGAGCAUACAAGCCGCUUUAGGAGUCGCGAGGUUCAGAGCCGUUGCUGCUGCCUGCGAUCAGCUCCUAGAGUUUGACCAACCGCACUCUAGCUCGGCUUCUCCGGCGCCGCCGAGAUGCUGUCCUGCCGUCUCCAGUGCGCGCUGGCCGCGCUCUCCAUAGUUCUGGCUCUGGGCGGUGUCACCGGCGCGCCCUCAGAUCCCCGACUCCGUCAGUUUCUGCAGAAAUCCCUGGCUGCUGCCGCUGGGAAGCAGGAAUUGGCCAAGUACUUCUUGGCAGAGCUGCUCUCUGAACCCAACCAGACAGAGAACGAUGCCCUGGAGCCUGAAGAUCUGUCCCAGGCUGCUGAACAGGAUGAAAUGAGGCUGGAGCUGCAGAGAUCCGCUAACUCGAACCCGGCCAUGGCGCCCCGAGAACGCAAAGCCGGCUGCAAGAAUUUCUUCUGGAAGACUUUCACAUCCUGUUAACUUUAUUGAUUAUUGUUGUCCGUAUAAGACCUGUGAUUCCUCUCCUCCAAACCCCGUCUCUCCUCCCUAAUCCCCCCAAUCCUCAGUAAGACCCUUGCAUUAGGAAUUGAAGACUGUAAAUACAAAAUAAAAUUAUGGUGAAAUUAUGAAAAAAA